AUGUCGUUUAACUCAAGACUCCUCUUAUCGCAUAUUUGCCAUUUUCACUGUUACAAAUCCACUUAUUCUUCUUCUCGUGCUACUGCUGUCUUUUCUCUAGCAUCAUUCUGUUCGCGUUCAUUUCACGGAUCAGUAAUCAUGUCAGAACCUGAGAAGAAGAUCCUCACUGAGGAAGAGCUCGAACGAAAGAAGAAGAAAGAGGAAAAGGCAAAGGAGAAGGAACUGAAGAAACUUAAGGCAUUGGAGAAAGCAGAAAAAAUGAAGAAACAAGAGCAAGGCGCCUCGAAGAAGAGUGCGAAGAGGAAUGUGAAGCGUGAUGAUGGUGAAGAGAAUCCUGAUGAGUUUGUUGAUCCAGAGACGCCACUUGGUGAGAGAAAAAAGAUGUCAAAGCAAAUGGCCAAACAGUAUAGUCCAACUGCUGUCGAGAAGUCAUGGUACCCGUGGUGGGAGAAAUCAGGCUUUUUUGUGGCAGAUGCUAAAAGCUCCAAGCCACCAUUCGUAAUUGUUCUUCCGCCUCCAAAUGUGACUGGGGCUCUACACAUUGGUCAUGCCCUUACUACUGCUAUUCAGGAUACAAUCAUCCGUUGGAGGAGAAUGUCUGGAUAUAAUACCUUGUGGGUUCCUGGCAUGGACCAUGCUGGGAUAUCAACACAGGUUGUUGUGGAGAAGAAGCUAAUGCGUGAACAGAAAUUAACCAGGCAUGACCUUGGUCGUGAGGCCUUUGUAUCUGAGGUGUGGAAAUGGAAGGACAAGUAUGGGGGUACCAUAUUAAGACAGCUACGUCGUUUGGGUGCCUCUCUUGAUUGGUCACGAGAGUGCUUUACAAUGGAUGAUAAGCGAUCAAAGGCAGUAACUGAGGCUUUUGUUCUGUUACACAAGGAAGGUCUCAUAUAUCGGGAUCUUCGGCUAGUGAAUUGGGAUUGUGUCUUACGAACAGCUAUAUCUGAUAUCGAGGUAGAUUAUACUGACAUCAAAGAAAAGACGCUGUUAGAGGUUCCUGGUUAUAAAAAUCCAGUUGAAUUUGGUGUUUUAACAUCGUUUGCAUACCCUCUGGAAGGAGGAUUGGGUGAGAUUGUUGUUGCCACGACUAGGGUGGAAACAAUGCUUGGUGAUACUGCAAUAGCUAUUCAUCCUGAUGAUACAAGGUAUAGUCAUUUGCAUGGAAAAUUUGCGAUACAUCCGUUUAAUGGAAGAAAACUUCCUAUUGUCUGUGAUGGAAUUCUUGUUGAUCCGAACUUUGGGACUGGAGCUGUUAAGAUAACUCCAGCCCAUGAUCCAAAUGAUUUUGAGGUUGGCAAGCGGCACAAUCUUGAAUUUAUAAACGUUUUUACUGAUGAUGGAAAAAUAAAUAGUAAUGGUGGUUCGGAAUUUGAGGGGAUGCUACGUUUUGAGGCCCGUGUUGCUGUGACUGAAGCAUUACAAAAGAAGGGGUUGUAUAGAGGUGCUAAAAACAACGAGAUGCGCCUUGGCCGUUGUUCAAGAAGUAAUGACGUAAUAGAGCCAAUGAUAAAGCCCCAGUGGUAUGUUAACUGCAAAAGCAUGGCAGCAGAGGGUCUUGGUGCAGUCAAUAGUGGGAAGCUUGAGAUCAUCCCAGAACAGUAUAAGGCUGAAUGGAGAAGAUGGCUAGAGGGCAUUCGUGACUGGUGUAUCUCGAGGCAACUUUGGUGGGGUCACCGAAUUCCUGCAUGGUAUGUUGCAUUGGAAGAUGAUGAAUUGAAGGAACUUGGUUCAUAUAAUGACCAUUGGAUAGUUGCUAGAGAUGAGAAAGAGGCACUAGUAGAGGCUAGCAAAAAAUUUUCCGGGAAGAAGUUUGAGUUGUGUCAAGAUCCUGAUGUACUUGACACCUGGUUUUCUUCUGGUCUCUUUCCAUUAUCAGUUUUGGGGUGGCCAGAUGAUACAGAUGACCUGAAGACAUUUUAUCCUACUUCUGUUCUUGAAACUGGGCAUGACAUUCUCUUUUUCUGGGUUGCUCGAAUGGUGAUGUUAGGAAUUAAACUGGGCGGUGAUGUACCUUUCAGAUAUGUAUAUCUGCAUCCAAUGAUUCGUGAUGCUGAUGACACGAUUUGA
This is a messenger RNA of Pistacia vera, 2067 nucleotides long. RefSeq names its product valine--tRNA ligase, mitochondrial 1-like. Gene Ontology annotation, biological process: valyl-tRNA aminoacylation. The coding region runs from base 1 to 2067 and encodes 688 amino acids. Gene Ontology annotation, molecular function: valine-tRNA ligase activity; aminoacyl-tRNA deacylase activity; ATP binding. Gene Ontology annotation, cellular component: cytosol. The transcript has 16 exons. The record is from RefSeq and is a predicted model, not a curated record. NCBI's taxonomy places the organism in Eukaryota, Viridiplantae, Streptophyta, Magnoliopsida, Sapindales, Anacardiaceae.